This is a messenger RNA of Anoplopoma fimbria (sablefish), 7747 nucleotides long. RefSeq names its product zinc finger protein 507 (gene znf507). The transcript is spliced from 7 exons. Lineage: Eukaryota; Metazoa; Chordata; Actinopteri; Perciformes; Anoplopomatidae. The record is from RefSeq and is a predicted model, not a curated record. Gene Ontology annotation, biological process: regulation of gene expression. Bases 46 to 3276 code for a protein of 1076 amino acids. Gene Ontology annotation, cellular component: nucleus.
UUUAUGUGUUGAGGACAAAGAGCGUCGAGCCUUCCCGUGUCAGUCAUGGAGGAGGUCAGCAAUGUAGCUGUACUCAUCCCACACUCCUCCGCCCCCUCUCCCUCCUCCACUCCGUCAGCGCUGGGAUCCCUCUCUCAAAGCCGAACCCGGCGAGACGUCCAGGGCGACGCCUCCCAGAGUUUACAGCAGAAACAGGCCGCAGACUCCCUCAUCCAGGUGAUCGAGAAGCUCAGCAAAAUUGUGGAGAAGCGGCCCCAGCGCCGCUGCACCACGGCGGGACAGAAGAGAGCCCCCUCUGCGGGGGGAGGAGGAGGAGGAGGAGGUGGUGAGGAAGAAGGGACGAGGGGGAGCAGAGGAGGCUCCCCCUUUAAGAAAAUGAAGAGGAACUGUAAGGGGCAGGAGGGCGCAGAGGAGGAGGUGCGGUUGGGUGGUGGCGCGGCUCUUUCCCUGCCCUUUCCUGGCGACAGCAACAACAACAGCCUUGUCCCCGCGGCAACGGAGGCAGCCGCCGACCCCGACAGCGGCGACCACAAGCGGACAGUGACGUGCUAUCAGUGCAGCCUGUGUCCUUAUCUCUCCCAAACGCUGCCCCUGCUGAAAGAGCACCUGAAGCAGCACAACGAGCAGCACAGCGACCUCAUCCUCAUGUGCUCCGAGUGUCGCUUCACCUCCAGGGACCAGGGACAGCUGGAGGCGCACGUCCGGUUUCACUUCGAAGCCGGUAAGGACGAGGUUUUAAGCAAGCAGGACAGCGACUGGAGCGGCAGCGUGGCGACGGAGACGAUCAGGAGCGCGUCGGAUGACUCCAGGGAGCCGCCACCAAAGAAGAAGUGGUACAGCUACGAGGAGUACGGCUUGUACCGCUGCCUGAUCUGCAGCUACGUGUGCAGCCAGCAGCGGAUGCUGAAGACCCACGCCUGGAAGCACGCCGGCCUGGUCGACUGCUCCUACCCCAUCUUCGAGGACGAAGACGGCGCCGCCGCUGCUAGGAGAGAAGCCCCGGCCGCAGCCAACACGCCGGCAACCAGAGAGGAAGUAGUCGUCCUCUCCCCGGUCCUUCAAGAGAAAAGCCCGCAAAAGCUGUCCGCCGCCUUCAAGCUCCAGCUCUGUGUUCCCAUGGCUGUCGAGAACAAGCAGGAUGCACCAAAUCAUCCAUUUUUUGAUCCCAACCGGAGUCUAAAGACGGAAGAGGAAGAAGAAGAAGAGGAGGAGGAAAGGGUGUACCCCAUCAAAGACCUGACCUCAGAGGAGCCGGUGGUGGAGGUGCAGGUGAUGACGGAGGCCGAGUCUGAUGUGGAGAUAAACAAUCACCAUCACCAUCACGGCACCUCUGUGACGGACAGCUUACUGUCGUCGGCUCAGAAGAUCAUAAACAGCAGUCCCAACAGCGCCGGCCACAUCAACGUGAUCGUAGAACGCCUCCCCUCGGCCGAAGAUUCGGUCAUGGCAACGAACCCGCUUCUUCUCAGCCCUGACGUGGACAGGGACAAGAACUUAGCGUGUGCAGAGGAGGAAGAGCGGAAACAUGUGCCAGCUGCAGAUAGUAGCGCCGCCGACAGCCAGCUAAUGGGAGCUGACGUUAAACCCUCUGUGGGUAGCGACCCUCCACGGGACGAGAACAUUCCCCCGGCCGGUCGCAAGCGGACGCAUUCGGAGUCCCUCCGCCUGCACUCUCUGGCGGCUGAGGUCCUGGUCGCUAUGCCCAUGAGGACCCCUGAGCUCCCCACCUCCAGCACCAAGGUAAUUCUGAAGACCAUCGCAGCCCAGGCACAGAGCCCAAACUCGGGACAGAAACUCGUAGAGGCUGGACAGCAUGCUUCGGACGCAGAGACAACAGCAGCUCUGCUGGACUUGGAGCUUCAUGGUGGGGGCAAAGAGGAAGAUCUGUGUCUUGGGGAGGGGGACGAGGAGGGCCCCGCCACCAAAGCCGGCAUCAGCCUGUCGCUGCUCACCGUCAUCGAGAGGCUCCGGGAGCGCUCGGACCAGAACGCCUCAGAUGAGGAUAUCUUAAAAGAGCUUCAGGACAACGCCCAGUUCCACAACGGAGCCGCGGUCACAGAAAACGGAGCCGGGGGCUUCAUGUGUGGCAUCCCGGAGAUGGACGGGUUGGUCGCGUCCACCGACGGCGGCCUGGUGGACUACAUCCCCGGCAGCGAGCGGCCGUACCGCUGCCGCCUCUGCCGAUACAGCAGCGGCAAUAAGGGCUACAUCAAACAGCACCUGCGGGUGCACAGGCAGAGGCAGCCGUACCAGUGUCCCAUCUGCGAGCACAUCGCCUCGGACAGUAAGGACCUGGAGAGCCACAUGAUCCACCACUGUAAGACCAGGAUGUACCAGUGCAAGCAGUGCCCAGACGCCUUCCACUACAAGAGUCAGUUAAGAAGUCAUGAAAGGGAGCAGCACAGCUUCAGCGGGGACAUGGCCGCCCUCGCACCGGUCACUGAAACCGUGGCCAUGGUGGAGGAAGCCGAGCGGGUAACGGAUGAAGAAUGUGGUUUGCAGAAGAUGUAUAAGUGUGAUGUGUGUGAUUACACCAGCUCUACGUAUGUCGGGGUGAGGAACCACCGUCGGAUCCAUAACUCUGACAAGCCUUAUCGGUGUUGUAGCUGUGAUUUUGCCACCACCAACAUGAACAGUCUAAAGAGCCACAUGAGGAGGCACCCUCAGGAACACCAGGCCGUGCAGCUGCUGGAGCAGUACAGAUGCUCUCUGUGUGGCUAUGUGUGCAGUCAUCCCCCGUCCCUCAAAUCCCACAUGUGGAAGCACGCCGGAGACCAGAAUUACAACUACGAGCAAGUUAACAAAGCCAUUAACGAGGCCAUCUCCCAGAGCAGCCGAGCUCCUCAGAAGUUGUCGGCUGUGCUGGAGUCGGUGGCAGAGCGCCCUGCGGUGGCUCCGCCCUCAAAAGACAAAACAAGAAUCCCCAUGGAACCACUGCCAACACCCACAAGGACGACGACAGCAGCCGGCCCGGCCGUGGACAGCUCGGCAGGCCUGCUCACGGACCCUUCACAGUGGCCCGGUGAAUCCCCGAGCCACCAGGGGAAGGACCCCGCCCAUCCCCAUCCCCAGAGCCAGCCGCGCACCGGCCAGGCCCCCGCUCCGGGCCCCGGCAUGGAAUACUGCGUGCUCUUGUUCUGCUGCUGCAUCUGCGGCUUUGAGUCCACCAGCAAAGAGCGGCUGAUGGAGCACAUGAAAGAGCACGAGGGGGACAUCAUCAGCAUCAUCCUCAACAAGGAGCAGCAGCAGCAAGCAGAAGCACAGACGGCAGAGUGAGACUGCCCCCCCCCCCCCCUCCCCUCCUUAUAUUAACACUGACAACUCACAAUGAGCUGCUGCUUAAACAUUUCACAUCUACUCUUCUUUAGUAUCGUCAUGUGACAGCUUGUCCUCCGGUCCGGUCGGGUUGUGAUGUCAAAGGUGUGAGGCUGCGGUUGCUUCUGUUCAAAGCAAAAAAAAAAACCUUGUUAAGGGAAAAUGAUGAAAUAAUUUUUCUGAGCGGCAUAUCCUUUUGAAAGGAAUGUUUAAAAGAAAUAUAAGAAAUAAAAAACGUUAGUGUCACAUAAUUGACAUUAAAGAGGCCACAACAUUUUGUGGCCGUAGGGAAGUGAUUUUCGUUUUCAAGGGACAAGCCCCGAGCUCUAACCCUAGUUUAUUUUUCAAUACACAGGGACAAGUUCAUACCUCAGAAAAACCAUACGACCCCUCACCAGAAAUGGAAACAAAAAAAAUUCACAUAUUUUCCAGUCUAAUUAUAUAGUUUGACCAUAAGGCAGCUCUUUUAUUGCUACUGUAAUAUUUAAUGUAUUUGAUCUGCGACGGCUGUGUCCUAGUUCAGGAGGUACAUGUGCAAACUCACAGAUGCCUAAAGGCAUGUAUCACAGCUUGAAUAUGAUUUUAAUAUUUAUCAGUUUUGUUUUUUUUAUGCAUGUUUCCGUUUAUGCCAAGUUAAAUCGGCAAAUGUUAUUAAUUAUUAUUAUUAUUAUUUGCGUCUCUCUCGUAUGACUGUGUAAUUUGACUCGUUGGAUCAGAAAAUUAGCGUCUUCAGAGGAGACGGUUCUCGUUCUCAAAAGGAGGAAGUUGGAAGUUGACCAGAGCAAAGUUGAUGAUUGUAGAGGGACAGAGGUGAUGGUUUAAUAGUUGACAAAAGGAAUGAUCAAAAGGGAAGUCUGCGUACGUAGGGCUGUUAUUUCAAAAUAAAGGUCCCUCGAUCCUUUAAAGCAGGAAUGUGUUGUAUCCAAUCUCAUGUUUUCACUUGUGAUUGUGGUGCUAGGCUCACUUAAAGAGUUGGCAUUAAAUAUAUAGUCUGUUCUUUUUUUAGCCCAUGCAAUUUAUCCUGUGUAUAUAAUAACAUUUUUUUUUAUAAUGACCUUUUUGCUCUUUUCUGUCAGUGUUUUUUAAAAUACAUACUCUAGUGUCAAACGCAAACAUGGAAUGACUGCUGUCCCAGCUAACACGAACACGCCUGAAAUAUGAAGACAGGGAUGUGAAAGUACAGUUUUUGGCGGCGACACAUCUCUUUAAGGUUUAUUGGCACACAGUCCUGCCGUGUGCUCUCAUGAGAUUGACCGGAAGCAGGAGUGUAAUAUAAUGACUGCCGCUCUGAUAUGGAAACACUCAACUCAGCACAGUGUAAUGUGGGUAAAUUGGAAACUUCGAUCAAUGCGGGCUUCGUGUUAACAGUGAUGGAUGGUCUAGCUGUGUUGGAAGUUAUUUUUCACACAGGAUGAACGGCAGGAAGUGGCUUUUUUUUUUUUUUUCCUGGAAGGAGAAAAAUUCUACCCUAAUCUCUCAUAUGAUGCAGAAAACACCUGUUUGACUGUAAAGGAAAGAUUACUGAAGCCGACCUGACGAUCUAGUCACCCAGAUGUUAGAUGUUAGGAACAACCAAUGUAUGUCUCGCUUUUUAAAGGGUUAGCCACCCAAAAAGAUGAUCACCAAAAAAAAAACCAAUCAGUUUAAUCAAUGCUACAUUUAAAAUCACCGCUUUACCUUGCUGUCCGACAGUCCUUUCUGAUGGGGAUGUGAAGCCGUUCUAGCCAUCUAUGCUCUCUUCAAAUUCACAUGACUCCAUUGACAAAAGCAGUAACUUUACCUUGCAGAUCACAGAAAGUUUAAAGCAACAAAGUCCGACAAUGCCACAAACUGACCGAUCGAGGCAGCAGUAUAUCAGCAACUCUCAUGUUCUGUGCGGUAGGAAUGUCUGUUUUUGUAAAGGGAGUCUGGUGGCUUAGAGUAGAUAGCAGCUUUAACUGAGAAAAGACUGUGUGACAGCAAAGUAAAGCAUGAAACUUCAACUGAUUGGGGUGUUUAACUGAUGGGUUUAUUUUAGUUGUUAUACAUUUCUUUCACUCAUGUCUCCUGUCUGUUUGUCCAAACCCCAUCUACUGUAGGUAAUGCACUGACUAUGGAUAAGAAGCUCAUUCAACCCUUCUUGAAAAAGCCAAGCUAUCCCUUUAAUGUCGAUUAAUUUCAAACAUGUCUGGACACGAUUGCUGUGAUUGGAAACCCGUCAAAACAAUGACAUUUACAGAGAAUUUGUAUUUAUUCUUUUAAGCCCCAUAUAAUGUAUAAUGCAAAUCCAUAAUGCACUCAUCAGUAUGUCAUCCACAUAGACAAAGGCUGAAGAAAUGAAGUAUAUCCAUAUUCCAUCGAUACUCCAUCUGACACAGCAGCUUGAAACUGUGUCUAAAUGUGUGUGUGUGUGCAGCGUAGUGGGUAAAACAAAAUUCAAUCUUAACCUAAAAGACCUGGCCUGGGAUUUUCAUUAUCAUAGCAGGUAAUUAUUGUCUGCAUUUUUAAUUUAAAACUCUACAUGGCAAAAAUGAGGGCAGUUAGUGAAUUGGCCCUUCAGUGCUCGUCCUGUCUGAUUGACCAGACGGGCAUGUAAAUGAGCAGUGAGCAGUUUACAGCCUGACCUGCUGUAACUAUCAUAGUUGUGACAAAGUUUUCUUUUGCAUUGAGGGGUUAUCAAUAUGUCGGGUGCACACCUUUGUUUUACUUUUGAUGCAGAUAAAGUGCUUUAGAGAAUCUGGCUAAACUGUUGGUUUUUCUAUAACUUGUGUGAUCGUCUUGCCCUGUGGUGCUUUGUGGUGGGUUAGAAAAUAUAUAUAUAUUUUUUCCCCAAUAUAUUUUGUUGUCUUCAACAAAUCCCAUUAAAAGACCAAAACCAACAUCUAAUUAGUUCAUCUGACAAUAAUCGCAGCCUCCCUACCUUGUCUAUGGCACCAGCACAAUUGCAUUUAAUACGAUGAACACAUAACUUUUUCAUAAAUUUUUUAAAUAGCGGACAUUUCUAAUAACAGUUUGAAAAUGAAGGUUUUUGUAUGACGUUACUGGAACAAGCUCUAAAUAGCGCAUUUGUUGGGGACUAUUUUUAGCGGUGCAUUAAUCCUCAUUUUGGUGUGGUAGUGAGUCUUUCCGGCACCAGUAAGUGAGAACUACUGGACGGUAGUAGGAUACAUUCUUUGUGGGUGUUGGUCUUUUCAUGAGAGUUGUUGGAAGAAAAAAACCUGUAUAUUCUAGCACUUGUCCUUAAUUUGGUGCAUACAGUUUUAUCAUAGGCCAAAGCUACAAAAAUAGCAUUGCAUCCUAGUAGUAAUACAUUCACUGAACUCUGUAACUGUAAAGCAUAUGUGUUAAUUGUGAAUAACACAAUAACUUUAAUAGCAAACCAAGCACCUCAGUGUCAGCCAGACCUAGAUAAAUAACAUACCCUGUUAUACUGAGUUGUGAUUACACCAUAGUUCUUGAUAAUAUUUCAAGUAAAAAGCAAUCAUUUCAGAUACUUUUUAAAUGUUAGCAUAACAAGUGAAGACAAAAAACAUCUUGCGAUUGUGUUGGUGUGAAUGUAAGACACAAAUUUCAAGAGUGUGGCAGCACAGGCAGCACUUUCAGAGCGUUCGCCACAGUUCCCUUUCCCUCAGUCGGUUUUAAUUCACACCACGAGUAAAGAACUCAUACUUUGUGCCAUAUUAGUUUAUUUGUAGGCAAAUUAUUUAUUGUGCCUUUUGGUUCGAGGUAUCAUUUAUGUUCAAACUAGAAUUAUUUUGCCAAAACAUCAGCAACAUAUUUAAUUCAAUUAAUCAAAAUUUUUGAUUUGGGCACAGAUCGGUCAGCCAGUUGUAUUGAGGUGAAUUAUUGUGGAUUGUAUUACACCUCAGCAUGUUUUCCAUUGGGGCAAAUCCCCAUUUUCUUUUUAUUCAGUUUUUGGGGACACAGAAACAACAAUAAACCAAGUAUGUGAAACAGCUCUUUAUUUUUUAAAUGCUAGCUAUUUAACCUAUUAAUGAGCUCAAAUACUUUCCUACUGUUAGUUUGUACAUAUUGUAGAUCAAUACUGCAGAACUUUGAAACUGACUUUUUUUUUAAAAAUAAAACCUCUAUUUUUUAAUGAUCUUGUAAAAAAAAAAAAGAAAAAAAAACUGGCACAAAAAAAUUUGAUUAAAUUUUGACUCUGGUCUUAUUUCUUUUCUGUAUAUUUAAGAGAGUUUGUUGUUUUAAGAAAAACACAGCAAAAUGAGCUGCGUGCAUUUUAACCAAAAGAAGGUGGGUAUAACAAGAUAAAACAUGUCUGUCCUAAACAGCCAUUUUUUUUUUUUGGGAUCAUAUUCAAUUUUGUACUGAGGUUCAACAUGGAAUUGUUUGAGACAGCAGUGUGACACUUGCUUUAUGUUUAUUUAUUUGUAGAACAUCAUAGGCAGUAUUAUGUCACCACUUUGCCAUUGUAUUUUUGGUAAUAAAGACU